AUGGGUUGCCACGUUUCAGCUGAUAGUUCUAAUAGUUUUACGUGGGACGACUAUCUUAAGAAAACAAACGGUCGCCCGGCGAAGUUGGAGUGCUUUAAACAGUCUCUUGUUCCUCCGCCAAACUAUUUCGAGGUGAAUACCAUUCUAGAAGCGGAGGAUCAACGUAGCGCAGCUCUUGUUCUCAAUCCAUAUUCAAACGACCUAAUAAAAGCACGUUAUGCUAAUAAUUCUACUAUUAGUAAUCAACAGCUGUUGGAGACCCCAUGUAGAAGGUCCAGUCUGAAUCCUCACUCCAGUGGAACUGUCCGACGCUUCAGAGCAGCUUCAUUCAGUUUAGCUCGAGUGAUAGAAACGUGUGGUCCACGUUUGAGAAUACGUCUGGUUGGAACUGAUGAUCGUAAUGAUUAUUGGUUCUUAGUUGAUUCUGAUCAAAUCAGACCUUAUCCUUCUGGAAGUCCACUACAACCACCCUUUGGCUAUAUGCAUAAUCAUCUUGUGUGGAAUCGUACUCUUAAGAAAGCAACUGAAGGAACGCGUUUUGCAGAUCCUUCGUGGUUCAUUUCAUCAAACUAUGAAAAGUCAAUCGCUUAUUCAGAAGACAAUCCCAAUUUGUACAAAAACGAAGCUGCCGAUUCUACUGCUUUCUGCAAAAACGAUUCUGCAUUAACAUGUACUCCUGUCUUCAUGGCAGAUAGAAAGAGUUUAUUUAAAUCGGAGAACGAUCGAAGUAAUAGUGCAACCAUGGGGUCAAGUUUAGUCUUUCAAUCACAUAUCUCCCAUGAUAUCAUGCAUACGAAUGGCUGUUACUUUGACGAAAUGAAUUCCCCUACUCAUGAUAAUUUAUCUGUUGAAACAUCCGAUUCACAUUUGUGGUUUUCUGGAAAGUUAGAGUCUAAUUCUAAUAAAUCUUCUUAUCCUGUGUACGCUCAUCAAAAUGUUGAUAGUUUAGAUAGUCAGAGUCUAACUACACAUCUCCCUUCGUCAACAGUAUCUCCUUCAUCACUGGAUUUAGGAUCGUUUCCUUUUCCUAAUCCUACUCAGUGGACUAUUGAAGAAGUAUACAAUUACAUUACGGCUCGUGAUGCUACUCUCCUUGAAGCAGCGGAAAAAUUCAAACAUCAUGAAAUAGAUGGCCAAGCGCUUCUUCUUCUUAGCAUGGAAUCACUGCGUAAUUAUAUGAAGAUUAAAUUGGGUCCGGCUUUGAAAAUGGUUCAUCUUAUCAGUCGUCUAAAACGUGGGUUGCUGUAA
Schistosoma mattheei is the source of this 1248-nucleotide messenger RNA. Lineage: Eukaryota; Metazoa; Platyhelminthes; Trematoda; Strigeidida; Schistosomatidae. The record is from the annotation of a GenBank genome assembly.